Messenger RNA from Raphanus sativus (radish), 5065 nucleotides. RefSeq names its product ARF guanine-nucleotide exchange factor GNL1. Gene Ontology annotation, biological process: regulation of ARF protein signal transduction. The coding region runs from base 577 to 4893 and encodes 1438 amino acids. NCBI's taxonomy places the organism in Eukaryota, Viridiplantae, Streptophyta, Magnoliopsida, Brassicales, Brassicaceae. The record is from RefSeq and is a predicted model, not a curated record. The transcript has 4 exons. Gene Ontology annotation, molecular function: guanyl-nucleotide exchange factor activity.
GAUCAUCUCUCUCAGAGGACACGCCCGAUCUCCAUCUUCAUCCCACUCCACAUAGCCAUUUGCAAGAAGGAUCCACGGUUGCUGUGUUUCCGGCGAUUGGGGAGGAACGAGGAUCUGAUCUCAAUUGAGUUUUCGUGGCCUAAGCUCCCACUCUACCGUAUAGGCUCGAUCCUUUCACCAUUGUCUCGUACAUUGAGAGCUUCUUCUCCUCCUCUCAACACAUACGCCAUUGAAACACUUCAAAAAGUAGAAAUCUGGGAAAAUUCUGGAUCUCCUUCUCCGAUCCCGAUCCCGAUCUCUCCAGUACAUUUUUGUCUCGUUAGAUAGCUCUGCAUAUAUGCUUCCUGUGUGUUUAAGCUAUGAAGCAUUGUCUCGUACACUGAUAUAGCUUCUUCUCCGUUCAACACAGACGCCACUGAACCCCGAAGAAACAGGUCAUUUCCUGGGAAAAUUCUGGAUCUCUUUUCCCGAUCCCGAUCUCCCCUGCGCAAUUGAACCACAUUUGCGUAUCGUUCAACAGCUCUGCAUAUGCUUCGUGUGUGUUUUGUUGUUUGAGCCAAGAAUCUGGGACGAGCUAUGAGGUAUCAGAAUCACCAUCCUUCGGGAAGCAGCAACUCCUUCCAUGGAGGAGAGUUCAACAAACCCUCCAAAGUUGCUGUGGCGUCUAUGAUCAACUCCGAGAUCGGCGCGGUUUUGGCUGUGAUGAGGAGGAACGUACGUUGGGGUGUUCGCUACAUUGCAGACGAUGAUCAGUUGGAGCAUUCUCUUAUCCAUUCUUUGAAAGAACUGCGUAAGCAGAUAUUCUCAUGGCAGAGCAAUUGGCAAAACGUUGACCCCAAGUCGUACAUACAGCCGUUUCUGGAUGUUAUACUCUCUGAUGAAACCGGGGCUCCCAUCACCGGCGUUGCGUUGUCGUCUGUCUACAAGAUCUUGACCCUUGAUGUUUUCACGCUUGACACUGUGAAUGUGGGAGAGGCGAUGCAUAUCAUAGUGGAUGCUGUGAAAAGCUGCCGUUUUGAGGUGACUGAUCCUGCCUCCGAGGAAGUGGUUUUGAUGAAGAUACUUCAGGUUCUUCUGGCUUGUAUUAAGUGUAAGGCGGCUAGUGGGUUGAGUAAUCAAGAUAUUUGCACCAUCGUCAACACUUGUUUGCGUGUUGUUCAUCAAUCUAGCUCCAAAAGUGAGUUGUUGCAGCGUAUUGCACGCCACACCAUGCAUGAGUUGGUGAGAUGUAUCUUCUCUCAGCUUCCUUAUAUCAGCCCGCUGGCUAAUGAAAGCGAGUUACACGUCGGCGAUAAGGUGGGAACAGUGGACUGGGAUCAGAAUCCUGUAGAAAACAAAGUGGGUAAUGGAAGUAUUGAUGGCGUGUCUGAUACUCUGGGCACUGACAGAGAUUCACCAAGUUCUGAGAUGGUUAUUCCAGAAACAGUACUUAAAAAUGAUGAAAAGGGAUCUGAGGUGAGUGAUGACGUACAUGUUGCUGCGAAUGGUGAAGAUGCAAUGUUGGCGCCUUUUGGUAUCCCAUGCAUGGUAGAGAUUCUUCAUUUCCUGUGUACUCUGUUGAAUAUUGGAGAAAACAGUGAAGUCAGUUCCAGAUCUAACCCUAUAGCUGUUGAUGAAGACGUUCCUCUUUUCGCUCUGGGUUUAAUUAAUUCUGCUAUAGAACUUGGGGGCUCUUCUUUCCGUGAGCACCCAAAGUUGUUGAGUUUAAUUCAGGAUGAGUUAUUCUGUAACUUGAUGCAGUUUGGUAUGUCGAUGAGCCCUCUGAUUCUUUCUACAGUUUGCAGCAUCGUUCUUAAUAUCUACCUGACUCUCCGUACCGAGCUUAAGGUACAGCUUGAAGCUUUCUUCUCAUGUGUACUUCUGAGGAUUGCACAGAGCAAGCAUGGUUCUUCUUACCAGCAACAGGAGGUUGCUAUGGAAGCUCUGGUUGAUCUUUGCAGACAGCAUACUUUCAUGGCGGAAAUGUUUGCGAAUUUCGAUUGUGAUAUAACAUGCAGUAACGUGUUCGAAGAUGUUUCAAAUUUGCUGUCAAAGAGUGCAUUCCCAGUUAACGGGCCUUUAUCUGCUAUGCACAUUCUUGCAUUGGAUGGGUUAAUCUCCAUGGUUCAGGGAAUGGCCGAAAGGGUUGGUGAGGAAUUGCCGGGUUCAGAUGUUUCGACACAUGAAGAAGGAUAUGAAGCAUUUUGGACACUGAGAUGUGAGAACUACGGAGAUCCUAAUUUAUGGGUUCCCUUUGUCCGAAAGUCAAAGCACAUCAAGAAAAAGCUGAUGGUUGGUGCUGAUCAUUUUAACAGUGAUCCUAAAAAAGGUCUUCAGCAACUCCAAGCGAUGCACUUGUUACCUGAAGAACUUGAUCCAAAGAGUGUGGCAUGUUUCUUCAGGUAUACAUGUGGGAUAGAUAAGAAUCUUAUAGGAGAUUUCUUGGGAAAUCAUGACCAGUUCUGUGUUCAGGUGCUUCAUGAGUUUGCCAAGACGUUUGACUUCCAGAAUAUGAAUCUGGAUAACGCCCUGCGUCUCUUUGUGGGGACAUUUAGAUUGCCUGGCGAGUCGCAGAAGAUACAGAGGGUGCUUGAAGCGUUUUCUGAGAGAUACUAUGAGCAGUCACCACAGAUAUUGAUUGAUAAAGAUGCUGCCCUCUUGUUAUCUUAUUCGAUUAUCUUGCUGAACACAGAUCACCACAACACUCAGGUCAAGAAAAAGAUGACCGAAGAAGAUUUCAUCCGCAACAACAGGUGCAUAAAUGGAGGCGCAGAUCUUCCCAGAGAAUACUUAUCUGAGCUGUAUCAUUCAAUCUGCGACAGUGAGAUUCAGAUGAUCCCAGAUCAAGGUACCGGUUUCCAAAUGAUGACCUCCAGUCGAUGGAUUAGUGUGAUUUACAAGUCCAAAGAAACCAGUCCCUAUAUCAUAUGUGACAGCGCAUCGUAUCUGGACCGUGACAUGUUUCAUAUCGUGUCCGGUCCAACUAUCGCAGCUACAUCAGUGGUUUUUGAGCAAGCAGAGCAAGAAGAUGUUCUACAGAGAUGUGUUGAUGGGUUAUUGGCCAUUGCAAAACUUUCAGCGUAUUACCAUUUGAAUAGUGUAUUGGAUGAUCUGGUCGUGUCUCUCUGCAAAUUCACACCGUUCUUCGCCUCAUUAUCUGUUGAUGAAGCUGUUCUUGCUUUUGGAGAAGAUGCCAGAGCAAGAAUGUCUACUGAAGCUGUGUUCUUGAUUGCAAAUAAAUACGGCGACUAUAUCACUUCGGGCUGGAAAAACAUACUGGAAUGUGUCUUGAGCCUCCACAAACUCCAGAUUUUACCAGCUCAUAUAGCUAGUGAUGCAGCGGAUGACCCAGAGGAAGAAAGACCUUUAGCAAAUCCCUUAUCAGUAGUAUCACAGGUACAACCCUCAGAGACCCCUCGCAAAUCCUCUAGUUUUAUUGGUCGGUUUAGCCAGCUUUUGUCCUUUGACAUGGAGGAGACAAAGCCCUUACCAACCGAGGAAGAACUUGCAGCCUAUAAACACGCUCGUGGUAUAGUGAAAGAUUGUCACAUUGAUAGCAUAUUCUCAGACAGCAAGUUUCUCCAAGCUGAGUCUCUGCAGCAGCUAGUAAACUCUCUGAUAAAGGCAGCCGCUAAAGAUGAAGCUAGUGCUGUCUUUUGCCUGGAGCUUCUGAUUGCAGUAACUCUGAACAACCGAGACAGAAUCCUACUGAUCUGGCAAACUGUUUACGAGCACAUCUCUGGUAUUGUCCAAUCAACGUCGACACCAUGCCCGCUAGUUGAAAAGGCUGUGUUUGGUGUGUUGAAGAUUUGUCAGAGAUUAUUGCCUUACAAGGAGAACCUAACAGAUGAGCUUCUGAAAUUACUCCAACUGGUUCUCAAACUUGAUGCAAGAGUGGCUGAUGCAUACUGUGAGCCCAUCACACAAGAAGUAGCCCGUCUCGUAAAAGCCAAUGCAUCUCACGUCAGAUCUCAUGUUGGUUGGCGAACAAUCAUAUCUCUGAUAUCAAUCACAGCUCGACAUCCAGAAGCUUCUGAUGCUGGAUUCGAAGCUCUCCGGUUUAUAAUGUCAGAAGGAGCUCACUUGUUGCUAGCAAACUACAUUCUCUGUUCGGAUGCGGCUAGGCAGUUUGCUGAAUCCCGUGUCGGGGAAAUCGAUCGGUCUAUCUCAGCCAUCGACUUGAUGUCAAAUUCUGUGUUCUGUCUUGCUAGGUGGUCUCAAGAGGCGAAAAACUCUGUCGGAGAAGAUGAAGCUAUGAAGAAACUAAGUCAAGAUAUCGGAGAGAUGUGGCUCAGGCUUGUGAACAACCUCAAAAGGGUUUGUCUUGAUCAACGCGACCAAGUGAGAAACCACGCCAUCUCAAUGCUACAGAGAUCUAUAGCUGGUGCGGAGGGGAUCAUGUUACCACAACCUCUAUGGUUCCAGUGCUUCGACGCUGCAAUCUUCCCGUUGCUAGACGAGUUGCUCGCUGUGUCAAUCGAGAAUUCAAGAAAGACAUUCAAGAAAACAGUUGAAGAGACGCUUGUGCUGGCAACAAAGCUCAUGUCAAAGGCCUUUCUUCAAGCUCUCCAGGACAUCUCGCAGCAACCAUCUUUCUGCAGACUCUGGCUUGGUGUCUUGGACCGUAUGGAGACUUACAUGUCGACCAAGUUCAGAGGGAAACGCAGCGAGAAAGUGCAUGAACUCAUACCGGAGCUGCUGAAGAACACGUUGCUGGUGAUGAAGACGACGGGAGUUUUAUUACCAGGUGAUGAUAUCGGAAGUGAUAGCUUCUGGCAACUGACUUGGCUUCAUGUCAAGAAGAUAUCUCCUUCUUUGCAGGCUGAAGUUUUCCCUCGAGAGGAGCUUGAUCAGUUUCAGAGACGAAACGCUAAGCCUGAGGAAGCACCGCUGGUACCGGAAAACCAAGGCUGAGAAAUGAGGAUUUGUUUUAUACAGAAGAAGAAAAACAUAUUGAAGAAGUUUUUUUUAGAAACUAUAUCGAAAUAUUAUAUCUUUGCAGUAUAGCUUUUUGUUUGAAUAUAGUACUUUGGAGUUUGGAGCUUUUGGAUUUUUUUUUAUGGAAUGUCACGUUGGAAUUAUGGCU